Molecule: messenger RNA, 2360 nt
Organism: Camelus dromedarius (Arabian camel)
Lineage: Eukaryota; Metazoa; Chordata; Mammalia; Artiodactyla; Camelidae
Gene: TLCD5
Product: TLC domain containing 5
Exons: 3
Coding region: 450-884 (144 amino acids)
Cellular component (GO): membrane
Source: RefSeq, a predicted model, not a curated record
CCUGCGCGGAAGAAGAAGGACCCUCCAGCCAGCUUUCAGAACGUCCCUGGUCCAGCUCCGGCUCUGCGCUCCGUCCUCCCAGCCAGCAGGUGCCCCCAGACCCCCAGCUCCUCCUCUGCAGCCGUCAGAGCCUCGCCCUCUCUCCCUCUUUCCGCUGCUUCCUGCUCCCGGGAUCCGGGCCCCGAGCUCCGGGGCCAAGGCGCCCGAGGCUUCCCGGGGCGCUCGGCCAGCACCGAAGUUAUGAGUGGAGCUGCCGGCUGGUUACAUUCACCCAUGGAGUCCUCUCGAUAGGUUUCUCAGCUUAUAUUGGCUUCAUUGAUGGCCCUUGGCCUUUUACCCACCCAGGCUCGCCCAACACACCUCUCCAAGUGCACGUUCUGUGUCUCACCUUGGGCUACUUCGUCUUCGACUUGGGCUGGUGCAUCUACUUCCAGUCUGAGGGUGCCCUGAUGCUGGCUCACCACACACUGAGUAUCCUGGGCAUCAUCCUGGCCCUGGUGCUCGGAGAGUCAGGCACAGAGGUCAAUGCAGUCCUCUUCGGAAGCGAGAUCACCAACCCCUUGCUACAGAUGCGCUGGUUUCUCCGUGAAACAGGUCGUUACCACAGUUUCACUGGAGACGUGGUGGACUUCCUCUUUGUGGCUCUGUUCACUGGAGUGAGGAUUGGUGUAGGGGCUCGCCUCCUUUUCUGUGAAAUGGUCUCACCCAAGCCCAAGUGGUUUGUGAAGGUUGGGGGAGUGGCGAUGUAUGGUGUGUCUUGGUGUUUCAUGUUUAGCAUCUGGCGCUUUGCAUGGAGGAAAAGCAUCAAGAAGUACCAUGCCUGGAGAAGCAGGCGGAAUGAGGAGUGGCAGCUGAAACAUAAUGGACAUCUCAAGACACACUAGCCAAGGCUUACUCCAGACCAAUGACUGGGUGAAGUCAGCCGUCGGAACCAGGUUGGACAUAAUGGCUGUUAUGGAAUCAUGCUUAUAACAAACUUAGGUUUCAGAAAAGGGCUACAUUUAUCGAUCAGUUUGGUCGGUCUUCGAGCAGAGCACAUUCCAGUAUUAAAACAGGAAUUUUUACAGUGGUGCAGUUGUAGAAAGUAAGGCUACCCAGCAGUAGUUGUGAAUAAGUCAGAACUGUGAGGUGAGCACGCUGCAUUCCUUUUAGUUUGUGGUGAUCCUGGCUCCUCUGGUCCCCAGGAGGCUUGACGAUCAGACAGCUUAGACAGGAACUCAGAAAAGAUUAGUGCUGUUUCUUCCUCAUUCCUUUGAGAAGGGGCUCCUUCAACAAAUGCUUAUUCCUGCUUUCGUGUAGCAGCUUAAAGAAAUGCACUCCAUUUACUCUAAAGUGAGGAACUCUCAGGAAGAUACAUGCCUUUGGCAUUCCGAGCAUUGGCUCAGGGAAUUGGAUUGGGGGAUAAACAGAUAAGACAAGGACGGGGGUGAAACUGUGGAAGUGUUGGGGGGUUACUUACUGAGCCUCCCUGCACCAUAUACUUUGUAUAUAUCAUAUAGGACUCCCAGGACCACCCUCAGGCUUGGUGCUUCACAAGGAGGACUCACAGGACUCAGCACUUGGUUGUGCUCAUAGCUUUGAUUUAUUAUAGUAAAAGUGUAUAACGAAAGAUCAGCAAAGGGAAAAGGCACGUGGAGCAGAGUACAGGGGACACCAGGCCCAAGCUUCUAGAGUCCUCUUCCACUGGGAUCAUCCAGGAUGUGCUUAGUUCCUCUAGCAAUGAUUUGUUCACAGUAUAUGUGAAAUGUCUACCAAGGAAGCUCAUUAGUGACUUAGUGCCCAAGGUUUUAACUGGGGGGGCUGGUCAUGUAGACAGCCUUUGCCCGGCAUGGAGAAGUCAGCCUUACCCUGACUCCAAGAAGGAAAGGAGGUGUUCAGCAUGAACCAUAUUGUUUGCACAAACAGUUUAGGCCCAGUGAGCCAGUCUUAUCAGUUAAUGUUAAAGUUAAUGCCCUCCCGAUGGCAUCUAAGUCUCCAGAUGCUGGCCUUGGGCCAACCUUGCAAACAGCCUCUUCCGCAGACAGCAGUUCAGGCCUGCUAUGUUAACUCCUUCCUGCACAAAAACCAUAGAGCUAGAGCUUUGGAUGAGAGAUGAAUGAAUUGUGGGUAGAUUUACCGAGUCCUGUUGUACGGGUUCUGCCCUACCAGGAAAACUAUGCCAGUUCUCAGGGCUUUUGUGCAUUAAUCUCCGAGGCAUGAGAGGCUGGGACUGAAUUCCAUAGGGAUUUACCAUGUGGAUUCCACUGGACUUGAGAUGCCAGUUCAGGUUUCAGUGCUGCUAUACAUACUGCAAACUAGAACCAAAGACCAAAUGUCCUGGCUGCAGGGUGAGAGGCCAUUUUUUUUUUUUUUUUUUUUUU